Eruca vesicaria subsp. sativa (arugula) is the source of this 2464-nucleotide messenger RNA. The record is from the annotation of a GenBank genome assembly. Lineage: Eukaryota; Viridiplantae; Streptophyta; Magnoliopsida; Brassicales; Brassicaceae.
CUUUCCAAAACUCAUUAUCUACUAGGGCUUAUAGGGUAAUGCUUUCUCUUGCUCAUUUCGCCUAGAACCUAUCGCCCACAGUUUUUUCUCUAUCUCACUCGCCGUCGCAGGCUUCGCCGCCGGCAAGCUCUUACCUUUUUUUCAUCUUCCCUCUCCUCUGUUACCCUCCACACAAAAAAAAACCCAACAAAAAGAGUAAAACAAAAAACUAAAAAUCACAUAGCUUUUGUUUGGUUUUACCUUCUGUUUCAUACUUCUUUCGAUUCGAUUUGAUUUCAGUCUAAUAAACGAGAGGGAGAGGGAAGACUUAAAUCGAAAAUCCCCCCAAAAAAAGAUUAAAAAAGUCUCAAAAAAAAAACCCAAAAAAGACAAUGGAUCAGGUUCAGACAACGAACAACGUGGCGCCGGCAGCUCAGUUCGGAACGACGUCGCUUUACGUCGGUGAUCUGGAUCUCAACGUGACUGAUUCGCAGCUUUUCGACGCGUUUAGUCAAAUGGGUCAAGUGGUGUCUGUUCGAGUCUGCAGAGACUUAGCUACUCGCAGAUCGCUAGGCUAUGGUUACGUUAACUUCACUAAUCCACAAGAUGCUGCAAGAGCAAUUCAGGAACUUAAUUAUAUACCUCUUUAUGGGAAACCUAUUAGGGUUAUGUAUUCUCAUCGUGAUCCUAGUGUUCGUCGAAGUGGUGCUGGUAACAUUUUCAUCAAGAAUUUGGACCUGUCCAUCGACCACAAAGCACUACAUGAUACAUUCUCAACCUUUGGGAACAUUGUGUCGUGCAAAGUAGCCGUGGAUGCUUCAGGCCAGUCAAAAGGCUAUGGCUUCGUGCAAUACGCCGAUGAAGAAUCUGCUCAGAAAGCUAUUGAGAAACUCAACGGCAUGUUGCUAAACGACAAGCAAGUGUACGUUGGUCCGUUCUUAAGGAGACAAGAAAGAGACUCGACUGCAAACAUAACUAAAUUCACCAAUGUCUACGUGAAGAAUCUCGCGGAAAGUACCACCGAUGAUGACUUGAUGAACACUUUCGCUGAGUAUGGUAAGAUAACAAGUGCUGUGGUGAUGAAAGAUGGAGAAGGGAAGUCUAAAGGGUUUGGUUUUGUCAACUUUGAAAACGCUGAUGAUGCUGCUAAAGCUGUGGAGAGUCUCAAUGGGAAGACAUUUGAUGAUAAGGAGUGGUAUGUUGGUAGAGCACAGAAGAAGUCUGAGAGGGAGACAGAACUUAGGGUUCGUCGUGAACAGAGUUUGAAGGAAGCUGCAGAGAAGUUUCAGGGUUCGAACUUGUAUGUGAAGAAUUUGGAUUCUAGCGUUUCUGAUGAGAAGCUUAAAGAGAUAUUUUCUCCUUUUGGUACCGUUACAUCUUGCAAGGUGAUGCGGGAUCCUAGUGGAAUAAGCAAAGGUGCUGGUUUUGUUGCUUUCUCAACUCCUGAAGAAGCAACAGAAGCUAUGUCACAGUUGAGUGGGAAAAUGGUGGAAAGCAAGCCACUCUAUGUUGCUAUUGCACAGAGGAAGGAAGACAGAAGAGUCAGACUACAGGCUCAGUUUUCCCAAGUGAGGCCAGUUGCAAUGGCUCCACCCGCUGGUCCUCGCAUGCCAAUAUUUCCCUCUGGAGGUCCUGGUAUUGGACAACAAAUGUUCUACGGUCAGCCCCCUCCUAACAUGAUUCCUCCCCAGGCUGGGUAUGGAUACCAACAGCAACUUGUUCCUGGAAUGAGACCUGGUGGGGGACCUGUACCAAAUUACUUCAUGCCUAUGGUUCAGCAACAGCAACAGCAACAGCAACAGCGUCCUGGAGGAAGACGCCCUGGAGGGAUCCAACAUUCCCAGCAGCAAGUUCCCAUGAUGCAGCACCAGAUGCAUCCAAGGGGUCGGAUGGUCCGGUACCCUCAAGGCCAAGGGCGUAGUAGUGGUGGUGAUGUUUCUACAUAUGACAUGGGAAACAACAACAUCCCAUUGCCUAUUGGAGCUUUGGCUUCAAAUCUUGCUAAUGCGUCUCCAGAGCAGCAGAGGACGAUGCUGGGUGAGAAUCUGUACCCGUUGGUGGAGCAGCUUGAGGCAGAGUCUGCAGCCAAAGUGACUGGGAUGCUUUUGGAGAUGGACCAGACGGAAGUGCUCCAUCUUUUGGAGUCACCUGAAGCUCUCAAGGACAAAGUUGCAGAGGCUAUGGAUGUUCUGAGGAGCGUUGCUGCAGGUGGUGCAGCCGAGCAGCUCGCUUCCUUGAACCUCUCUUAAAUUUCUUUAUUCGGCCUCUCCCAUACAAAAUUACACUUGUCGUGUGUGGAUUCCUAAUAACUUGCGCUUUUGUGUGAUUUAUCAAACUUUCUUUAAAUUCCAAAAAAAAACAAAAAAAAACAUAUCUGCUUUGCUUUGCUCAACCAAAAUCAUAUUUGUAUCAUCUAUCAAAGAUAAAGAUUAGCACUGAAACAGGAUCAACGAAUGAAUUAUAAACAGAAAAUAGAGUUUAAUAC